GGGACAUCUUUACGGCAGCCCGUGGUCAACACGUGUUGUCAUUGCAAGAAGCUUCGACUGGUUAAAUAGUGCCGCUAGCUCAUUGAAAUUUAGAUUUUGAGUAGAAUGUCGUUCAGAGGAGGAGGUGGGCGAGGAGGUGGAAGAGGUGGAGGUUUUCAGCGAGGUGGAGGAGGCAGAGGUGGUGGAGGAUUUGGACGGGGUGGUGGAAGAGGUGGCUUCAGACAACAAGACUUCGGUCCCCCAGAGCAUGUUGUUGCACUAGGAGAAUUCAUGCAUCCAUGUGAAGAUGAAAUUGUGUGUAAGUGUACAACGGAAGAAAACAAAGUUCCCUACUUCAAUGCCCCAGUGUAUUUGGAAAACAAGGAGCAGAUCGGGAAAGUGGACGAAAUAUUCGGUCAGCUGCGGGACUUUUAUUUUUCAGUAAAACUCUCUGAAAACAUGAAGGCGUCUUCAUUCAAGAAGUUACAGAAGUUUUAUAUAGACCCAAUGAAGCUUCUCCCAUUGCAACGAUUUCUGCCGAGGCCACCAGGAGAAAAGGGGCCGCCCAGAGGAGGCAGAGGAGGAGGGAGAGGUGGUGGUGGUCGUGGAGGCGGUUUUCGAGGCGGCAGAGGCGGAGGCGGACGGGGUGGAGGAUUUGGAGGCGGACGGGGUGGAGGAUUUGGAGGCGGACGGGGCGGAGGAUUUGGAGGCGGACGUGGUGGAGGAGGCUUCAGAGGAAGAGGAGGAGGAGGAGGCGGUGGGCGUGGAUUCAGAGGGGGAAGAUGAUCAACAUCUGGCUUGGUGUGAUCAUCUUGUCCUUGUCAUCACCUUCUCAGACUAAAAGACUACACUCAUCAGAUUCUGGACAGAGGGACUCAUGCAAACAUUGCCUCUAUUUGAUGAGCUUGUGGGAAUUUAGUUGUAUUUUUUCUACCAGCUUUGGAUGAAUGAUUGGUUGUAAUGACUUAUUUAAAAGGUUCAUAUUGCAUUGUGUAUAACAGAAGGAACCUUUUUCUGCCUGUUUUGUUGGAUUCAUAUGAGCUGACAUGCCAUUCGUUGUUGAUUGUGUUAGUUUUUUGACAGAUGUUUUGAUUAAGAUUUAGAAAAACACAUUCUCAAACUUCCAUGCAGUGAUUACUUCACUUGUGGAAAAUCAGACUAUUCAAUGUUGGCUGAAAACAUUUUAUUGCUCAGUCUGUAAAAUCUCCAGCUAAAUGUUAUUUUUUAAAAUGCCUUGAUUAAAAGGUCCUUUGUA
This is a messenger RNA of Melanotaenia boesemani (Boeseman's rainbowfish), 1234 nucleotides long. RefSeq names its product GAR1 homolog, ribonucleoprotein (gene gar1). Lineage: Eukaryota; Metazoa; Chordata; Actinopteri; Atheriniformes; Melanotaeniidae. Gene Ontology annotation, molecular function: box H/ACA snoRNA binding. Gene Ontology annotation, cellular component: box H/ACA snoRNP complex. The transcript is spliced from 7 exons. The record is from RefSeq and is a predicted model, not a curated record. The coding region runs from base 106 to 765 and encodes 219 amino acids. Gene Ontology annotation, biological process: snoRNA guided rRNA pseudouridine synthesis; ribosome biogenesis.